AUGUUGGCGCUUCAUAUCGCCCUUUAUGUCCUCCUGGGCACAGCCCUGCUCUUCGCCAUUGUUGAACUGGGUUUAUCCGCUUAUGUUGUCUCGGGAUACUCCGGCAGCUUUGAGGAAUACACCUGUAAUGGCUUCUCGUGUGGCUAUCAAACCGUCAAGGUCUCCACACCAGGCAUCCUAGCUUUCCUUGUCUUUGUGUCUCUAUGGACGAUGAUCGUCUCGGUCGCUGCCGCCGUCUUGCCCUGGUUCUAUGCGCGAAAGGGAAAUGUCACUUCAAAGUUGAAUAUGAUUCUUGGAAUUUCCACUAUCGUCGUUUACUUCAUCACCUCCGUCUUUUGGUUGGCUUGCUUCGCCGAUAUCGUGACCAUCUUCGGCGCCGGCAAUGUCUACAGCGAUUAUCUGAACGCGGUUGUUGCUUUUGCCGUCCUUCUGUGGCUCAUCUUUGUCGCCCUCGUCAUCCUCACUAUCCUCACUGCUGUCGGUGUCCUCGUCUCCAGCUGGCCUGGCCACCAAAACAUGCGCCAGAACCACGUGCCGGGGACUGCCCCGGCACAUGAUGUACCCAUGAGUACGACCCCAGUUGCUACCCCUGCCCCUGUCCCCGGUGCUGUCCCCUCCGAGCUAUAUGCGCGCGAUGCUGAGGCUUUGCAUGAUCAGGCACACAGCCAAUCCCAUAGUAUCUCUUCGCCAUCGGCCAUCAACAGCUCGGAGCUCGAAGGGAGCACCGGGCAUAAAUACUAG
Penicillium manginii is the source of this 741-nucleotide messenger RNA. RefSeq lists its product as uncharacterized. The coding region runs from base 1 to 741 and encodes 246 amino acids. Lineage: Eukaryota; Fungi; Ascomycota; Eurotiomycetes; Eurotiales; Aspergillaceae. The record is from RefSeq and is a predicted model, not a curated record. Gene Ontology annotation, cellular component: membrane. The transcript has 2 exons.